ACUCGUGACCAACGCCAUCUAUACAUCUUCAUCUUCAUUUCUAUACCGAAUUAUGGAUAAUAUGGCCGAAGAAAAGGUAGCGGAUGAUGGUAGUAUUAGAAGGUGGCGGGUGAUGAUGUUGGUGAUAUUGUUGAGGGUUCUUGCAUUGUUUGCUACAGCUGCUGCUGCAGUUGUUAUGGCUCUUAGCAAAGAGUCACGCACUUUCGCAGUUCCUACAAGCGGGAAUACUCCCGUUAAGAUCACUAUGACGGCCAAGUUCCAAUACUCUCCGGCAAAUAUAAUGUUUGUAAUAACUAACGGGGUAGCGACUCUUCAUAGUUUAUUGAUGCUAUCACUCAUGUGUUUUGUUAACAAUAAAUAUGAUAUCAAGGGCCUACGGUUUAUAACAGUUACUGCAUUAGACAUGGUAACAAUUGCGGUACUAUCGGGUGCAGCAACCACGGUGGCUUUCAUGGGGGAACUAGCUAGAAAUGGUAACUCACAUGCGCAUUGGAACAAAUUUUGCGACAAGUUUGAGAGAUAUUGCGACCUAGGAUCUGGCGCCUUGCUUGCGUCUUCCAUUGGGAUUUUGCUUUUUAUGCUUGUGAACCUAGUCAAUAUCUUUGAACGUGGAAGAUUCAACCCCUAUAAGAAUCCUAUAUCUGCGUGAUUUUUUAUGUGUUUUUAUGAACCGCUACGAUGUAUUAAUCAUCGCAUGAAAAUGAACUAUUUAUUUCUCUA
This is a messenger RNA of Helianthus annuus (common sunflower), 720 nucleotides long. RefSeq names its product CASP-like protein 1B1. The transcript is spliced from 3 exons. NCBI's taxonomy places the organism in Eukaryota, Viridiplantae, Streptophyta, Magnoliopsida, Asterales, Asteraceae. Bases 53 to 649 code for a protein of 198 amino acids. The record is from RefSeq and is a predicted model, not a curated record.